Molecule: messenger RNA, 1104 nt
Organism: Aspergillus mulundensis
Lineage: Eukaryota; Fungi; Ascomycota; Eurotiomycetes; Eurotiales; Aspergillaceae
Product: SMP-30/gluconolactonase/LRE family protein
Exons: 4
Coding region: 1-1104 (367 amino acids)
Source: RefSeq, a predicted model, not a curated record
AUGUCCAGCUACCUACAGCCCCUCCCAUCUUUCAUGAACAGCACCGUUGCAAGGUGGGCUUAUGUCUCCCUUGGAGCCAUCGCCAAACUCCCCGGUCACUUCAACCGAUCUGCCCUGGAAGCUCCAUGGGCAACAACAGACAUUUCCGACACUGGUCUUUCGCAGACCCUGGAGUACCUCAGCACCACUGACUUCGUCGCCUACGAUCCCAAGUUCUUCGACAUCCUCGGCCCCAACGCAACAAUCGAACACCUGUUCUUUGUCGAAUGGGGUCCGCCCGGCGGCGACAUGGGCAAUGGCACGCAUUCCUGGCAGUACAUGCUUGACUUGGAGACGAAUGCGCUGAGGAAGAUCACGACCGAUCCGCCCACGUAUAAUGCACAUGGGUGUGUCUUCUACAAUCACUCCCUCUACCUUGUCACGGAUGGGCAUGGGGACAGCCAAACUGGCCAGCUGGUCAGGGUCGAUCCGCAUACGCUAAAACAGGAGACUCUGCUUAACAAUUACCUUGUUCAGCCGUUUGCUGGGUUCAAUGAUUUGGAGAUUGAUCCACGGGGGAAUUUCUACUUGACGGAUUCGAAGUCGGGUUGGGGACGAGGAAUAAUUACGUUCACGCCACCCACAAACCCAACAGUCUACUUCUUCGAGCGCUCCACAUCGCGCAUAAAACCCGUGCACAUCACAACCGGCAACGCCAACGGUGUCGCCAUCUCGCCCGACGGCAAAACCCUCUAUGUCCCGGACACGGGUGUCUCAAAGUACUUUCCCACGGAGAAAACCCCAUACGGGAACCGGGCGCUCUCAGCCUUCGACGUCUCCGCGCCCGGCUCAGUCCUCUCAAACCAACGGCUCCUGUCCAAUCCAAUCUCAUACUUCUAUGACGGGAUUCGCGUGUCCAGAAAAGGGUGGAUCUUCUGCGGUGCCGGCGAUGGCGUGGACGUCAUUGAUCCCGAGACGGGGUUCACGCUGGGGACAAUCCGUGUUGGGGGCGGGCAGAAUCUUGCUGUGAGCGUGGCGUUUGGGAGGAACGAGCUUUGGAUUGUGGGGAGGGGAGGUGUAUGGCAUGUUAAAGGGAUAAGAGAGAGGUUGGAUCGGGAUUGGUAG